ACUCGCUCAGUUUGGGCUGCUCAGUGAACUGAGCGAUGUCCGCAUUGAAGCUCGCUUGGCUUUUGUUGCUGCUAAGCAGCAGCAGCAGCUUAAGCGUGGCACGUUAUCUAACAAACCAAGUAACGCCAAACAUUUGCAAGCUGCCGCCACCACGUUCUGUGGGCAUUUGCACUAUUGAAAUCGAAGGCUAUUACUAUGAUCCUGCUACGCUGGACUGCCAAAUGUAUUCCAUAGGCGCUUGUCACAUGACUCGGGGUCAAAGCUUUGGCAGCCAGGAGGAUUGUGUAAACAAAUGCAUACGCGGUCAGCGUCGCAGUCCGGACUUUUAUAGAAAUGUUUAAGCGUCGCUCAAUAAACGUCGCUCUCCCACAUUAA
Drosophila busckii is the source of this 375-nucleotide messenger RNA. Its product is annotated as kunitz-type serine protease inhibitor bitisilin-2. The coding region runs from base 36 to 341 and encodes 101 amino acids. The transcript is spliced from 2 exons. The record is from RefSeq and is a predicted model, not a curated record. Gene Ontology annotation, molecular function: serine-type endopeptidase inhibitor activity. NCBI's taxonomy places the organism in Eukaryota, Metazoa, Arthropoda, Insecta, Diptera, Drosophilidae.